CCCAGUCUUGGUGCCCUUAGGUCCACGGUUCAGCGACCCAAUCCCCAGGGUGGACAGAGAUUGAAUACAUUCCAGAGGCAAGCUUUGUCUGAAGCCACCCGUUGCAGAGCUGGAAAUAAAAUUAAGUCUCCCCAUUGAUAUCAGAGGAAGACGGAGUCUGCGAGCGUGCCAGCAGAUUAGACUUUCCUGAAAAGCCUUAGCUGCUUGUGAUCCUUGGAGCCUCCAACCCCCAAUUGGCACUGAUCAUGGCUAGCAUCCUGGCCCGUAUGGCGAGUAGCCGUAGGCAGAAUUCCUCCUUGCCACCUUGGGCCUAUUCCAUGCUGAGGUCCCUGAGGUCUAGUCUUCGUCCUUUGAUAGCGAACAUGGCAGAGAGAAACAUGAAGCUGUUUUCUGGGCAGGUGGUGCCAGCUCAGGGGGAGGAAACCUUUGAAAACUGGCUGACCCAAGUCAUUGGGGUUCUGCCAGAUUGGAAUAUGUCUGAGGAAGAAAAACUCAAGCGUUUGAUGAAAACCCUUCGAGGCCCAGCCCGGGAGGUCAUGCGUUUGCUCCAGGCCUCGAACCCUAACCUCAGUGUGGCUGAUUUCUUGCGAGGGAUGAAAUUGGUGUUUGGGGAGUCUGAAAGCAGUGUGACUACUCAUGGGAGGUUUUUCAACACCCUGCAGGCUCAAGGGGAGAAGACCUCCCUGUACGUGAUACGGUUAGAGGUGCAGCUCCAGAACGCAAUUCAGGCAGGGAUUAUAGCUGAGAAAGAUGCAAACCAAAUUCGCCUGCAGCAGCUACUUUUAGGGGCUGAUUUGAGUAGGGACAUGCGCUUCCGGCUGAAGCAUUUUCUCAGGAUGCAUGAGAAUGAGCAGGAGGGCAUUCCUGAUUUCCUGGAAUUAAUCAGAAUGAUCAAAGAGGAAGAGGACUUGGAUGAUACUUUUAUGAAAAGCAAGCGUGCCAGAAGAGAUGAGUCAACGGUGGGGAGGGCAGCCAGCCCAGAGGCAACUGAAGCCUCUUCCCCAAUGGUGAUCAGCAAUGCUGACUGUGAAGUUAUAGAGAUAGAUGACAGCCUUGAUGAGGACUCAGAUGAGGAUGUGAUACUGGUGGAGCCUCAGGAUUCCCCGCUUUUAUUCUCAGGUUCUCUUCCCCCCAGACGCAGGCCCAGACCCCAAGAUGAAGUGCUUAUCAUUGAUUCUCCUAACAGUUCCCCACCUCAGUCUCCUUCCACGAGUGGGGUUUCUCAGAUUAAUAAUAGUACUGGGGAGAUGCGCCGAGCUAAAAAACGCAAAUACACCCUCCGCUGUACUUAUUGUGGUGAGGAGGGUCACUCUAAGGAGAACUGUGAACUUGACAGGACCCACACACUUGAGAAUUUGAUCAUCACUCUGCAGGAUUUAACACAUAUGGAGGAAGAAGGGGCCAGAGAAGUCCCUGGGUAUCUGAAUGACCCCUAUGAGCUAUAUGAGAUCCUUAACCCUCUACUUUAGAUGCGCACGAGCUUAUGCUCUGUCCAGCCAUGGGAAAACUGGGGGAGGGAGGCUUCUGAUUGCAUGAAUUAAUCUACAAAGGGGCUUGGUUUGGCGGUGUCAGAGAAAACGUCUCAGCACCAGCCCAGUGACCUCUGUUCUUGCUCCCUCACUGCUGCACCCACCCCUGUUGCCCAAGUAUCUGUUUUCUGUGUGUGCCUGUUUCUUUGAAAACUUUAUUCUCUUUGCGAAGGUGGUUUCAUUCAUUGUUAAGUCAUCAAUAAUAAAGAGUACAAACAGUGCAGG
This is a messenger RNA of Sorex fumeus (smoky shrew), 1754 nucleotides long. It is a transcript of the gene ZCCHC12, whose product is annotated as zinc finger CCHC-type containing 12. The record is from RefSeq and is a predicted model, not a curated record. Lineage: Eukaryota; Metazoa; Chordata; Mammalia; Eulipotyphla; Soricidae. Gene Ontology annotation, cellular component: nucleus. The coding region runs from base 246 to 1469 and encodes 407 amino acids. The transcript is spliced from 2 exons. Gene Ontology annotation, molecular function: nucleic acid binding; zinc ion binding.